AUGACAACCAAGGACAUGCAUGUCAUCAUCAUCGGUGCCGGUAUCACCGGCCUGAUUGUUGGGCAGGGCCUCAAGAAGUUGGGAAUUCGGUACUCGAUCUUUGAGAAGGAAGUCUGUCUCAAUUACCGCAGCAAUGAGUGGACCAUGGCCAUUCAUUGGUCUCUCGAUCAUCUGGAGAAAAUCCUCCCUCCAGAGGUCUUCGAGAAGAUACCCUUGAUCUCGUGCAAUCCAGCCGUGCCAAUUGAGGCUGGCGGGCUAUAUCCCAUCAUUCAGGCUGAAACAGGCAAUCUAUUGACUGGAGUCCCUUACGAGAAAGGUCUGCGUGUGUCUCGUAGUAAGAUGCGAUCGCUUUGCUCAGAGGGAGUCGAAGUCCAGUAUGGAAAGAACCUUGUUGAUGUUGCAUUCAACGAGAGCGGGCAAGGCGUCAUUGCGACCUUCGCCGACGGCACAGCUGUUUCUGGGUCUCUCAUCCUUGGCGCAGAUGGUCCUCGCUCCAAAGUCCGGGAGUUCGCCAUAGGAAGCGCCGACGAGGCGGCCGUUAGCAAGUUUCCCAUCUUCCAUACCAACAUGACGGUGUGCUUCCAGGAUGCUGAGAAGGCCAAGUAUGUGCGACGGGAUUUUCCCACCAGCUACUUGGCUCUAAGCAACCAGUCAUUCCAUGCAUUCCAAUCCAUCUCCAAUAUGCCUGAUGGCCCAGAUCAUCCGGAGUCGUGGAUCUUCCACAUGGCCAUGGCAUGGCUAGGCGAUGCAAACAACGAAUUGAGUUAUCCCGAGCGCCUCGCAUUGAUCAAAGAACGCGCAAUUGGGAUGGGUGAGCCUGCUCGAUCAGCGUUCAUGUGGCUGCCAGAUGAUACCGAAGUGCACAAGGCAGACAUCAGCUUCUGGAUCCCAAAGCCAUGGAAUAACCAUGAUGGGAGAAUGAGUCUUAUCGGUGAUGCCGCUCACCCUAUGCCACCGUACCGUGGUCAGGGACUGAACCACUGCAUUUGCGAUGCUUCCUAUCUCCUCGCUGGAAUCUCGGGAGUCCAGGAUGGAAUGAUGGAUCUCGCCAAAAUGAUCAAGGACUAUGAAGCAGACAUUAUUCCAAGGGGUCAGGAAGAGGUCAAAUGUUCUGUCGAAAACGGGUACAUGCUUCACGAUUGGAAAAAGGUUGAAACCAGUCCGGUUUUUACUCGAGGCUUCAAGCCGAUGGAGGGCCAUGAUGCCAAGCCAGAGGAUGGGGGAGAAGACAUCAGCGAGCAUGCGAAGGUUCGUCAUGAGGCUGAUGCCGGGGAGAACGUGGGAUUGGCAGCUGCGUAA
Molecule: messenger RNA, 1299 nt
Organism: Ilyonectria robusta
Lineage: Eukaryota; Fungi; Ascomycota; Sordariomycetes; Hypocreales; Nectriaceae
Exons: 5
Coding region: 1-1299 (432 amino acids)
Molecular function (GO): FAD binding
Source: RefSeq, a predicted model, not a curated record